Molecule: messenger RNA, 1264 nt
Organism: Siniperca chuatsi (mandarin fish)
Lineage: Eukaryota; Metazoa; Chordata; Actinopteri; Centrarchiformes; Sinipercidae
Gene: pih1d1
Product: PIH1 domain containing 1
Exons: 11
Coding region: 303-1157 (284 amino acids)
Biological process (GO): rRNA processing; box C/D snoRNP assembly
Cellular component (GO): ribonucleoprotein complex; R2TP complex; cytoplasm
Source: RefSeq, a predicted model, not a curated record
AGUGCUGCUCCGUUGAACACCGGCGUGACAUCUCACAGCAGUAACCGUACGGGUGGAAAGGUGCACACGUUUUUAUUUACGUGUGUUGAAAGGAGAGACACAGUAAACACAGUGAGCAGAAAGUGAAAUUAUUUGAUAGAGAAAAGAAAGAGCGAAGCUAGUCGGCUAGCAUGUACUGCUAGGAAGCUAAAGCUAUAACGUUACAGUCGAUGAUCUAACGUUAGACAGGAAAGAACAUGGACAAACAUCUCACGCGAUAUGUAACCAAGACGACGACCCUUCCCUAACUUUAACCGCCAUCAAUGAUGACAGACUCCUCACUCCUCAACUCUGAGCUGGAGUUACAACAGCAAGAGGAACUGUAUCAGCAGCUGCUGUUACAGACAAUGGAGAAGAUGCAGACUGAAAAUCCAGACUCCAAAAUAAUCCGACCACAACCUGGCAUGUGUGUGAAGACUCUCUCAGAGCCAGGCAAGCAGAAGGUCUUUGUCAACAUCUGUCAGUCAAACUCAGUCCCACCACCGCCUGAACUCUCCAGAGAGGAGCUUGAGGAACUGCUCCAAUCAGACGAUCCCAGCGGCUACAGAGUUCCCAUGAGCCUCGGCGAGCCACACAUAGAAAUAGACAACAGCUCUCAGGGUUGCACAGCGUAUGAUGUGGUCAUCAACCAGGAGUUCUUCCAAAAGUGCCAGGAGGAUCCCUUGUUCAAGCAGUUUGUUAUUCUGGUGUCUUUGGAGGGUUUGGAGAACAAAUACAAUCUGGAGCUAAGUAGAGACUGGAAGGUGCUGAAGAACAGAAAGUUCUUGGGUUCUGUUAGUGAGCAGAACAUCCGGACGAAGAGCAGGCCAGUGAUUCAAGAGGUCCAGCCUCAGGAGAGCUCCACUGCUACGGCCAAAAGACCAGAGUUCACUUUGCUUGUGGAGCCUGCUGCUGGUGACCCUGAGUACCUCAUUGCAGAAAUAAAGCUACCCGGGGUGCCGUCAUCUCGCUCUCUGGUUCUGGACGUUGGAGAGGACCGACUGGUGUUGACGGCUCGCCCCUCGCUCUUCCAUCUCGACAUCUUCCAUCCCUUCCUCGUCGACCAGGAGAACAGUGUGGCACAAUACAACAACAGCACUCAGAUCCUUACUGUCACUAUGCCUGUGGUGUCUUCAUGAAACUACAGAAGUAAUGUCAAGUUAUUUCUUUUUUGUUCAAAAAUGAUGCUGUGAGAAAUAAUAAUAAUGAUAAUGAUAAUAAUAAAAGUGUUUUGUAUAAAGUCACA